Messenger RNA from Nannizzia gypsea CBS 118893, 1344 nucleotides. RefSeq lists its product as hypothetical. Gene Ontology annotation, cellular component: fungal-type vacuole membrane. The record is from RefSeq and is a predicted model, not a curated record. The coding region runs from base 1 to 1344 and encodes 447 amino acids. Gene Ontology annotation, biological process: transmembrane transport. The transcript is spliced from 2 exons. NCBI's taxonomy places the organism in Eukaryota, Fungi, Ascomycota, Eurotiomycetes, Onygenales, Arthrodermataceae. Gene Ontology annotation, molecular function: transmembrane transporter activity.
AUGGAUACCGGCGCCCAGGUACUUCCCAGUACCAAUAAAAGCGGCACUACGACUCUUACAGACUACGCAUCUAGCAAACAUUCCAGGGAUAUCUCUGUCGAUGGCACCCCAAAACCUGAAACCAUAUCGUCGGAUUCCGCAGAUGAAGCUCCCGAUGGAGGCCUAGUAGCAUGGACUCAGGCCACGAUGGCCCAUCUUGUCAUGUUCAACACUUGGGGGUUUGCAAACUCCUUUGGUAUAUUCCAGGCAUACUACGCGGGGUCUCUCAAUCGGUCUCGAGCAGAUAUAGCAUGGAUAGGCUCCAUCCAAAUAUUCCUUAUAUUCAUGAUAGGGACCUUUUCCGGUCGUGCAAUUGACGCCGGAUACUGUCGACCAAUUCUUGUGGCCGGUCUAAUACUGCAGAUCCUUGGAGUCUUCAUGACAUCAGUGGCUUCGGAUUACUGGCAAAUAUUCCUUGCCCAGGGAGUGUGCCAGGGGAUAGGGAAUGGGUUGAUAUACACCCCGACUAUAUCACUGGUCUCGACCUAUUUUACCAAAAGAAGGGCCAUGGCCAUGGCUAUUACUUCAGGUGGAGGCGCCACUGGUGGUAUUGUGUUUCCACUUGUUGCGCAGCAGCUUCUCCCAAAAGUUGGCUUCGCGUGGACCGUCAGAGUCAUGGGAUUCAUUAUGCUCGGCAAUGCAUCUGUUGUCGUAUGUCUCAUGCGUGGAAGGCUUGCUCCAAGGAAAAGUGGUCCCAUAGUCGAAUGGUCGGCUUUCCGAGAACUGCCUUACCUGUUGUUCUGCAUUGGUAGCUUUCUUAUAUUAUGGGCUGUCUACUUCGCCUAUUCUUAUAUAAGUACUUUCAGCCACGACGUCAUUGGAAUUUCUUCCUCCACCUCUCUGACCAUCCUCCUCAUUACGAACGCCGUUGGCAUCCCUGGCCGUGCUAUUCCCGCCUUCAUUGCUGACCGAUAUACCGGGCCCCUGAGCGUAUAUAUACCCAUGUCACUGGCAGCAGGCGUUUCUCUUUACGCAUGGGCUGCAGUACGUAACCUGUCCGGACUCAUAUUGUUCUCCGUUAUGUACGGACUGUUCGCUGCUGCAUGUCAGGGUCUCUUUAUAGCCUCCUGUUCCUCCCUGACAAUCGAUCUUAGCAAGAUGGGCACCCGGACAGGCAUGGUCUUCACUAUUAUAUCUUUUGCAACACUGACAGGGCCACCUUUAGCAGGUAUGCUUAUAGAAAAGAGGAAUGGUGAUUAUCUUUAUGCUCAAAUUUUCGGUGGCACAUCGUUCAUUCUGGGUUCGCUGAUACUAAUUGGGGCGAGGUUCGCUCACACUGGAGCCAACUGGAGGAGCCGUGUAUAA